AUCCACGAAUCCAAUAAAGAAAAGCACAACUAUUAAGGCGGAACGUGAUGCAAGGUAUGAUGAUGAGCCGGGGUGGCGGCGGAGGACAAAGGACCGUGCUGAUUACAGGAGUGAGCAAGGGCCUCGGCCAGGCCCUCGCCCUUGAGUUUGCCAAGCGUGGCCACUCCGUCAUUGGCUGCUCCCGCUCCCAAGACAAGCUCGACUCCCUCCGCUCUCUCCUCUCCUCCUCCUCGGACGCCGCCGACUCCUCUCACCUCCUCCUCAACGUCGACGUCAGAUCAAACAGCGGCGUCGAGGAGCUGGCACGUGUGAUCAUGGACAAAAAGGGCGUUCCUGACAUCAUAGUCAACAGUGCCGGGACCAUCAACAAGAACAAGAAGAUUUGGGAGGUCCAGGAUGAGUUCGACGCUGUCAUCAACACCAACGUCAAAGGUAUUGCCAACAUGCUGCGUCACUUCCUCCCGCCCAUGGUUCAGCGCAAGCGUGGCAUCAUCGUCAACAUGUCUUCCGGCUGGGGCAGGUGCGGCGCUGCUCUGGUUGCCCCUUAUUGUGCAUCGAAAUGGGCAGUAGAGGGUUUGAGCAGAUCGGUUGCAAAGGAGUUGCCCGAGGGGAUGGCGGUCGUCGCACUUAAUCCCGGCGUGAUAAACACUGAUAUGCUGGUUUCCUGCUUUGGCGAGUCAGCCUCCCAAUAUGAGACACCUGAUGCAUGGGCUGUGAAGGCCGCUAAUACUAUACUGAAUAUUACAAGGGCAGACAAUGGUGGAUCCCUUACCGUGAGGCAAUGAUCUGCAAUCGACAACUUUGGAGACCAAACUCAGGAUUCACCCCCCUCAAGGAUUAAAUUGCAGUCAAUUCUAAAUUCCCAAUCUUGGUAUCUCAUUCAAUAGCGACAAUUGUCUAGAAUGUUUAUAUGAAAAUCUUCAAACUAUAUGAUUGCACACAACACAUUUGGGGAGUAGCGAAAUUUCCUCAUUUAAUUGU
Molecule: messenger RNA, 981 nt
Organism: Eucalyptus grandis
Lineage: Eukaryota; Viridiplantae; Streptophyta; Magnoliopsida; Myrtales; Myrtaceae
Product: NADPH-dependent pterin aldehyde reductase
Biological process (GO): folic acid-containing compound metabolic process
Cellular component (GO): cytosol
Molecular function (GO): oxidoreductase activity, acting on the CH-OH group of donors, NAD or NADP as acceptor
Source: RefSeq, a predicted model, not a curated record